Messenger RNA from Thunnus maccoyii (southern bluefin tuna), 3719 nucleotides. Its product is annotated as NACHT, LRR and PYD domains-containing protein 12-like. The record is from RefSeq and is a predicted model, not a curated record. The transcript has 13 exons. NCBI's taxonomy places the organism in Eukaryota, Metazoa, Chordata, Actinopteri, Scombriformes, Scombridae. Gene Ontology annotation, molecular function: protein binding. The coding region runs from base 126 to 3686 and encodes 1186 amino acids.
AGUAAACAGGUAGGGAGUAAAGGUGAAAGUCCAGUCUAUUCAGACUCCAUUUUAAAGUCAACAGAGCAGAAGGAGGAAAACAGUCUGAGGCAGGUGUUACUGGUUUACCUCUCAGAUUCCAGAAGAUGAAUGAUUCGGAGGAAGAGGAGGACGGAGCAGAGUCUCUGAUAUCCAGCUGUCUGUCUAUGAAGAGUGACCGGUCUAAAGGUGAUCCUCCAGACUUCAGUAAUGAACCUGGACCCUCAGACACAAAAGAGAGGAAGAGGAGGGGUGUUUCUGUGGAGGAGCAGCUGUCCUGCUGUUCUUUGUGUCAGGACGUCCUGAAGGAUCCAGUCUCUACUAGCUGUGGACACUGGUUCUGCAGACAGUGCAUCACCUCAUACUGGGACCAGUCUGCUCUAUCAGGAGACUCCUCCUGUCCCCAGUGUGCAGAAAGAUCCAGAACAAGACCUGGACUGCAGACAGACACAGAAAGUGGUCUGCAGGAGGUUUUAGAUGAACAUAAGAUCAGUCUGAGGAGGAGAUGUGAAUGUGUGACUGAAGGAACUGAUGAAGCAGGAAGUGAAACCCUCCUCAACAGGAUCUACACUGAGCUCUACAUCACAGAGGGACAGAGUGAAGACGUUAAUACCCAACAUGAGGUGCGGCAGCUUGAAGCAGCUUCCAAGAUGGAGACCCUCCAUGACACUCCAAUCAGGUGUCACGACAUCUUUAAAGUCUUACCUGACCAACAGAAAGACAUCAGAGUCGUUCUGACCAACGGCGUCGCUGGCGUUGGAAAAACCUUCUCAGUGCAGAAGUUCACUCUGGACUGGGCAGAGGGCUCGGAAAACCAAGAUGUCAGUCUGGUGAUUCUGCUUUCGUUCAGGGAGCUGAACUUGAUCAAAGAUGAGCAGUACAGUCUCCUCAUGCUGAUCCAUGAUUUCCAUCCAACAUUACAGAAGGUCACAGCAGAGAAGCUUGCUGUCUGGAAAGUUUUGUUCAUAUUUGACGGCCUGGAUGAAAGCAGACUUUCACUGGAUUUCAACAACAUGAAGGUCGUGUCUGAUGUCACACAGAAGUCAUCAGUCAACGUGCUGUUGACGAACCUCAUCGAGGGGAAGCUGCUUCCCUCGGCUCUGGUCUGGAUAACUUCCCGACCUGCAGCAGCCAAUCAGAUCCCUCCUACAUGUGUUGACAGGGUAACAGAAGUACGAGGCUUCACUGACGCCCAGAAGGAGGAGUACUUCAGGAAGAGAUUCAGUGAUGAAGAGCUGUCCAGCAGAAUCAUCUCACACAUCAAGACAUCCAGGAGCCUCCACAUCAUGUGUCUCAUCCCAGUCUUCUGCUGGAUCACUGCUACAGUUCUGGAGCACAUGUUGACUACAGACCAGAGAGGAGAACUGCCCAAGACCCUGACUGACAUGUACUCACACUUCCUGCUGGUUCAGACAAAGAAGAGGAAGCAGAAGUAUGAAGGUCAUGAGACGAGUCCACAGGAGUUGACAGAGGCCGACAGGGGACUUCUUCUGAAGCUGGGGAGGCUGGCGUUUGAACAUCUGGAGAAAGGAAACAUCAUGUUCUACCAAGAAGACCUGGAGCAGUGUGGUCUUGAUGUCACAGAGGCCUUGGUGUUAUCAGGAGUUUGUACAGAGAUCUUCAAAAGAGAGAGUGUGAUCUUCCAGAAAACAGUCUACUGCUUUGUUCAUCUGAGCGUUCAGGAGUUUCUGGCUGCAGUCUACAUGUACCACUGUUACACCAGCAGGAAGACAAAGGUACUUGAGAGCUUCCUGGGUAAAGAACACAGUUACUCAUCCCUGGAUGACUUCCUGAAGAGAGCCAUGGAGAAAUCUCUCAGAAGCAAAAAUGGCCACCUGGACCUGUUUGUGCGCUUCCUUCAUGGCCUCUCGCUGGAGUCCAACCAGAGUCUCUUAGGAGGCCUGCUGGGUCAGACAGAGAACAGUCCAGAAAUCUUCCAGAGAGCCAACAACAACCUGAAGGAGAUGAAUACCCAAAGAAUCUCUCCUGACAGAAGCAUCAACAUCUUCCACUGUCUGAUGGAGAUGAACGACCGCUCAGUACAUCAGGAGAUCCAAGAGUUCCUGAAGUCAGAGAACAGAUCAGAGAAGGAACUCUCUGUGAUCCACUGCUCAGCUCUGGCCUACAUGCUGCAGAUGUCAGAGAAGGUUCUGGAUGAGUUGGACCUGAAGAAGUAUAAAACAUCAGAGGAGGGAAGAAAGAGAAUGAUUCCAGCUGUGAGGAACUGCAGAAAGGCUCAACUUGUUCAAUGUGGACUUUCAGUGACUCACUGUGACGUUGUGGCUUCAGCUCUGAAGUCCAACCCCUCCCAUCUCAGAGAGCUGGACCUGAGUGAGAACAGGCUGUCUGUCUCAGCAGUGAAGCAUCUAUGUGCUGGACUGGAGAGUCCAAACUGUAGACUGGAGACUCUGAGACUUCUUCAUUGUGGACUCUCAGAGACUCACUGUGAAAUUGUGGCUUCAGCUCUGAAGUCCAACCCCUCCCAUCUCAGAGAGCUGAAUCUGAGCUUGAACAGUCUGUCUGUCUCAGCAGUGAAGCAUCUGUCUUCUGGACUGGAGAGUCCAAACUGUAGACUGGAGACUCUGAGACUGUGUAGCUGUGGAUUCUCAGUACCUCAAUGUGAAGUUGUGGCUUCAGCUCUGAAAUCCAACCCCUCCCAUCUCAGAGAGCUGGACCUAAGUGGAAACAGGCUGUCUGUCCCAGCAGUGAAGCAUCUGUCUGGUGGACUGGAGAGUCCAAAGUGUAGGCUGGAGACUCUAAGAUUGAGGGGCUGCAGUUUAUCAGAGAUCAACUGUGAUUCUCUGGCCUCAGCUCUGAAGUCCAACCCCUCAUCCCAUCUGAGAGAGCUGGAUCUGACAGGAAACCACAACCUGCAGAGUUCACACAUGAAGCUGCUGUCUGAUCUUCAGGAGAGUCCAGACUGUAGACUGGAGACUCUGAUACUUGCUGAUUGUGGACUCUCAGAGACUCACUGUGAAGUUGUAGCUUCAGCUCUGAAAUCCAACCCCUCCCAUCUCAGAGAGCUGAAUCUGAGCGAGAACAGGCUGUCUGUCUCAGCAGUGGAGCAUCUGUCUGCUGGACGGGAGAGUCCAAACUGUAGACUGGAGACUCUGAGACUUGCUGAUUGUGGACUCUCAGAGACUCACUGUGAAGUUGUGGCUUCAGCUCUGAAGUCCAACCCCUCCCACCUCAGAGAGCUGGACCUGGGCCGGAACAGUCUGUCUGACUCAGCAGUGAAGCAUCUGUCUGCUGGACUGGAGAGUCCAAACUGUAGACUGGAGACUCUGAGAUUGAGUCGCUGCGGUUUGUCAGAGAUCAGCUGUGCUUCUCUGGUCUCAGCUCUGAAGUCCAACCCCUCCCAUCUGAAAGAGCUGGAUCUGGGAGGAAACGAAAACAAGCAGGUUUCAGGAUUGAAUCUGCUGUGUGAUUUUCUGGAGAGUCCACACUGUAGACUGGAGACUCUGAGAUUGUGGGACUGCAGUUUGUCAAAGAUCAGCUGUGAUUCUCUGGCCUCAGCUCUGAAGUCCAACCCCUCAUCCCAUCUGAGAGAGCUGCAUCUGAGAGAGCUGGAUCCGUGGGAAUACUUCACUCUGUCGAGUUCAGAUGUGAAGCAGCUGUCUGAUCUUCAGGAGAGUCCAGACUGUAGACUGGAGACUCUGAGAUGGUGAUGAUCUCUGUCAGAGUGUGAGUGAACAUCCAGG